Lycium barbarum (goji berry) is the source of this 1754-nucleotide messenger RNA. RefSeq names its product GCN5-related N-acetyltransferase 6, chloroplastic. The transcript is spliced from 9 exons. The record is from RefSeq and is a predicted model, not a curated record. Gene Ontology annotation, molecular function: acyltransferase activity, transferring groups other than amino-acyl groups. The coding region runs from base 1008 to 1601 and encodes 197 amino acids. Lineage: Eukaryota; Viridiplantae; Streptophyta; Magnoliopsida; Solanales; Solanaceae.
AUGGUUUCCUUUCCAAACCCAUGUGCUCCACAACUCAAAUUUUCACAGAAUAAUCCAAAAUUUACUAGCACACUGACAAAACCUCUUAAGCUGUGACAGUUUCAGUUUAAACAAAACUUUCCAAAGGAGCGUUAACUGUAUCUGUUAUUUUUCGGCUUGAAAUAUAUAUAUAUGAACCAAAAAAAAAAAAAAAAAAGAAGUAAAAAUAUAUGCAUAUAAGGAGAUAAUAUUUAUUCUGAACUCACUAACUUUAGUUCCGAAUUCACUUUUGAUCAAUCCUAAAAUAAUCGUGCUAAUUGUCAAUGUACUGUCUCUCCUCCUUUAUCCGCACUUGUGAUUGAAUAUACUUAAAUGAAACUGGCAUAAGGAGUUCAAGGUACAAAGUCAGACGAAAAAAGGAAACAAAAUAACACUAAAAGGUUUGGUAAUAACAGAAAAAUUGUCCAUUUUUACAUUCCCCGACAAGUAACGCAGUGCUUUGACUUUCAUAAGUGGCCACCAGAGAGUUAAAAUCUGGUGUAAUUACUUUGAAGAGUUGUGCUGCAUAUACCCUUCAAACUGUUUGGUGCUCAAGAAUUAAGAAAGCUCCUAACUUUGUCAUUUUCCUAACCAAGAAAAGCACAAAAAAUGUCAACAAUGGCUUCGCAGAGUACUGGUUACCUCACAAAUUCUUGCUAUAAAAUGGGAAGUUCCUUCAGGCAUCAGAACAUUACUGCUUCCUGGACAAUGUCAAGGAUUACCGUUAUAAAGAGGUCUGAUUAUACUUCCUGAAUACUGCACAGCAUUGACUAUAUAUAAGAGGGAAAAAAAUCAAAAUCUUGUUACUUCAAUGCCGGUCAUUGACUCCCAAUUCGUCAGGCACAGGGAAGAAAGAACUAUCUACAGAAUUUCAGCGAUAUCCGAUUCCACAAUCCGAAACGACUUACACAUCAAAUCUCCAUUUUGAUCGAUUGCAGCUGUCAGAUGAAGUGUUGGACCAGGAAAACAGACUUGAUUUUGGUCAGUUCAUGGCACGUGAAGCCAUGCUUGAUGAAGAAUAUUGGACAGCAGCAUGGCUGCGAGCAGAGACUCACUGGGAAGACCGCCAGAAUGAUCGAUACAUCAAUAACUAUAAAAGGAAAUAUGCCGAGCAGGAGUUUAAUGCUUUGAAAAGGAGGUGUAAAGCACAAAUUGGGCAGAGAUGCCCCUGCAUUGUUGCGGUGCGGACAGAAGAUAAGAAUAUCAGACAUACAGUACUUAAGAGUGUUGUUGGGACCCUAGAUUUGAUCAUCGGGCACUUGUCACAUGGAGAGGCUUUUCCUGGGGAAAGAGUGAACGCCCCAGUUUUCUGCAACAUCGAGAGAAGAUCCGCUAACAGAUAUGGUAAUAUUGCAAAUUUAUGUGUUGCCAUAUCUUCUCGCAGGCAGGGUGUUGCGAGAAACAUGUUGCAUUUUGCUGUUAGAUCGGCCAAAGCAAAUGGUGCGGAAAAUGUGUUCGUGCAUGUACAUACAAACAACGGACCUGCACAAAAGCUAUAUCAAAAGGUUGGCUUUGAGGUGGUUGAAGUGGCGCAUCAUAAAAUUGCGGACGAGCAACCUCACUUGCUUUUCCUCCGAGCAUGAAACACAUCCAAUGCAAGUUGAUUUUUUCUAUUUUUUGUUUUUUGCUGAUAUACUUGGGGCAUACCCUGCACAUCUUAUUAGCUCCCAACAUGUGUAAUUGUCACAUAUAUUCAGUAAUGAAAGCUUCAACUGUGAUUAAACAUAUUUCAUGUA